CGUGAGGCUAGCAAAACAAUCUCAAAAUGGCAGACUACGAUUUCACGUGUGGGGCUACAACUUCAGUUUCAAAGGGAUGUUUCGUGUUCAAAGCCAAGAAGAGACGUCAGCCUCUUUAUCCCGGAGAUUAUUUCAUACCUGAAAGCAAAGCUGAAAGCAGUAAUGAUUGUAAGCUGAGAUUUGAGACUGGAGAUGCCCAGUGGGAGCUUAUCAAUGAUGAUAUUGAGACUUUACAGGCAGAGAUCAACAAAACACUUUUUGAUGAUCUUCUAGACUUCAUCAAGAAUGCUCAGGCAGGAUUCAAGAUGGAUGAGGAUCUGGGAUCAAGUAGGUCCAGGCCUAAGCUUAAGGAGAUCCCAACUGCGGCAUUUGUAACAGGGGUGAAUGUAACCGACCAUCAUGAUGUCUUUACCAAGCUAACAUCAGUCUUCCAAGAGAGAGUGAGCCCUCAUGUGGUCAGUCUUGUGUCCAGAGAUUGUGCAACAUUGAAAGGCCUGAUGGGAAUGGUGGUGUCACAGCUCAUGGGUAUAGAAUAUCUGGCUUCUGAAGACGAAGAAACUAAACCAGAAGUAAAUCUGAAGAAGGUCCCCUGUACAUUUCCUGUACUACAGUCAUGGUAUCAUGACAAUGUAAAGAAAAGAAAGUUACCGGGUGCCACAGCAACGUUCAAAUCGCCUCGUAGAUCAAGGAAACGAAAGUCAAUGACAGGAACGGUCUCCUAUCCUGAGUAUCCUCCUAUCAUCAUCGUCCUUGAAGACUUUGAAGGGUUCAAGCCUGUAGUCAUACAGGAUUUCAUUCAUAUCUGCAGUCAAUAUUUGGAAAAGCUCCCUCUGGUGUUGACCUUUGGUAUAGCUACAUCAGUGACAGUGAUCCAUCGUCUACUACCUCAGUCUGUAUCAUCGUGUUUGAGUAUUGAGAAAUUCCAGGCUCAACCUUCCUCAACCUACCUCUCACAAGUCAUUGAUAAGGUGUUGUUGACAGCCAAACAUCCAUUCAAGCUAGGGUCAAAGGUCUUCCAGCUCUUACUAGAUCUCUUCCUCUAUCAUGAUUUCUCUGUUAUGAACUUUGUUCAAGGUUUACAGUAUACAGUUUUAGAUCAUUAUUUCUCCCAGCCACUGAGCAUCUUAUGCUGUCGCUAUGGCGAUGCUAUCAACAGAACUCGAAACCUAUCACAUGAUCAGUUAGAGCUCUUCAGACAGGCCUCAUCUUUCAGGAGGUAUGUUGAUGGUCGACCUGUUAGUGACCAAAGAGCUCUUCUCUUAGAUGAUAAACAUAUGAAGAAAACCCUUCAAGAGCUUCUGAAGAGAAUUAAUGAGUACCACAAAGCAUUUUUCCCUGUGGUGGAAUGUCUUCACAUCCUAUCUGAGGGACUGCCUUACCAUCCUCUUGGCAAACAGAUGAGAGAGCUCUUUGCCAUGGCAACAGAUGAGAAUAUAUUUGAAACAGAUGGAUAUCAAGAAGCUUUCAAAUUUUUGAAAAUGCUAGCUCGAGACGAAUUGAUCAAUAAGAUGACAUUGUGUGAAGAAGCUCUGUCAACCUGUGAUGGUUUACAAGAAGAGAGAUUUCAAUUGGAAACACUCCAAGCAAAGAUGGAGACACUAGGAGAUAAUUAUAACAUGCCUGUCGAGAUAGACAGCACAGAGGAUGAAGGAGGUGAGGCCGGUGUAGAAAGCAGGAUGCAGAAUGGUCAUGACACAGAGGGCGGUAGAGGGGCAAAGGAAAAGACAACACUUCAUACAUUACAACAGAGGUUAAUGACCAGUGCGAAGAAGAAGAAGAAGAUGACACGAUAUGAAAUACUCAGGAAUGAAAUACUGGACUUCUUUGAUUCAUUAUUUAGCAAGUAUCUACUAUGUCCCAAGACCAUACCUCUUCAUGAAGUGUUCUAUUACAACAAUGUAUCAGAGAUUAGACAACGUCUCAAUGCACCGCCAAGGUCAGCAAUACAGACUGCACUCAGUAACCCAAACUACUAUCUACAGAAUUCUGAUUGUGAGAAAUUAGAUGAAGGGAUCACUAGUUCACUACCUGAUGUGUGUAUUGUAUACAAGCUUCAUCUGGAAUGUGGAAGGCUUGUUAAUCUUUAUGAUUGGCUGCAGGCGUUCAUCACAGUGAUCCAAGGUGAAUGUGACACAGGAAAUGAUGAUACAUCCAAGAAACCUGAUUCAGUAUUACAAGCACGUUUCAUCCGAGCUGUCUCCGAACUCCAAUUUCUAGGAUUCAUAAAACCUACCAGGAAAAAGACAGAUCACGUUGCUAGGCUCACAUGGGGUGGUUGCUAAGAUGAUGGCUACUGUCUCCUCUCAAGUGUUUCAUCUGAUUUGUCUCUGAGCUUCAAUUGCUUGGCUUCAUCAAACAUACCAGGAAAAAGACGGAUCAUGUUGCUAGGCUCACGUGGGGUGGUUGCUAAGCUGACGACUAUUCCCUCCAUAUGUUUUAUCCAAGCAUCUCUGAGGUUCAAUUUCUUCGCUCAGACUUACAUGGGGAGAAAAGGCACAUGAGACUUUACCCUUAAAGAAUACAGGUAAUAGUCUUUAUGGUCUUGAUGAAAUGUGGAAGUAUUUCACAUUUGUUGUUCAUAUUUGUUUUCAUUCCUUAUUUUUACAUUCAUAUUCAUUUGUGGAAUUAAUUUCCACUUAAUUCCAAAGUAUUCUACAUCAAUUUAAUCGAUAAAAGAUCUCAUAUUUGAAUUAGUUAUAAUAUAUUUAUUAUAUCAAUGCCAGUUUUGAUGCCGUCACUGAAUUUUACGAAGUAGGCUGAAAAUAAUCAGAUAAUCAUACAGUUCAUUAAAAACAAUAAAUGAUUAUGCAAUAUUGGUGUUUGUUAAUCCAUAGUUUUGACACUGUGAAUUAAAAUAUUCAAAGUACAUUGUUACAUAAUUUAUUAUGAUUGUAAAUGAGAUGAUUUUCUGAAAUGUCUACAAUCCAAUUGAAUAUGAUUAAAUUUAGUCUAAUAUUGAUUUUGAUUAUGGUAUUAAACCCUUUAACCCAAUAUAUAGGGCCAAUAUUAGGAUUAAAUGCAUCAUUGUGUUCAAUUAAUCAUGUUAAUCAAUUUUAUGAUCAAUCUCAAAGUCCUAUGAUACAGGGCCCUGAGCAGUACAAACUAAGAAAGCUGACCAGGGGCCCGUAACAAAAAGCUUAGCAAUGAUCGUAGAACAGUUUUCUACGAUCGAUUGCAUAUACUACAAUGUACAAUUGAUCGUAAAAAAGUGUACGAUUAAUUGCUAACCUUUGUGAUACGGGACCCAGGCCCAGUUUCAUGAAGUUUGUUCAUCGUUAUAUUUGCAAUUAUUGUAACUACCACAAAAACCAUGAUAUUGAUUGGCUGAUGAACCCUAUGUUACAGUUUCUUUAAUCAUCAGUUCUGUUGAAACAGGGUUAGAUGAUAGCACUGCAAAAGAGUAGGCUUCUGUGUAUUUGCCAUUUGAUGAUGAAGAAGCAAGAUUUGUUUAUAAACUAGUUAUUUGAUUUGAUGAUACUAAGAAUUAAAUGACUUAUUUAUGCAAAGUUCUGUCAAUUGUAAUUUUGGCUUUCUGGUACCUAUGCACUACCAGGGACUUCAGCCCCUUUAUUCUGACAAUUUCCCAUCGACUUCCCUUUAGCGGCAUAAAAUCACCAACUGAAUCCCAGCCCCCAUACCAUGGGGGAAUUUGUCUAAUUGCGGAUGAAGUCACGGCCCAUUGAAACCACAAGGCAAGGACCGGAAGUGUUGAUGUAUACAUUUCCUAUCUAUGCAUUGCUUAUCAAAUUUGUUGUAUGGCAAAUAGCCGUUAGGUCCCAGACACCUGUGGACCAGAGUCACAAUUGAAAGGUGUAUUAUGCAAUAAGCUUUUAAGACCAAAGUCGAUAGAAGCAUGUGGCUGUCUCCCCCACCUUAAUUAAUGUACAACAUCAUUAAGUAAUGACUAAUGAUGAUGAUAGUAAUGAUGAUCAAAAUAAAGAUGAUGAUACUGUAGCUUAUUUAAUUCUUGGGAGGGUUUCAUCAACACUUUUGUCCAAAAAGUUGUCAGAUCUGACAACUUUCCUUGAUUUUGAUUGGCUGAGAAGCACUUUUACUAUGGUAACUGUCAGAAAAAUGGUACUUGUCGGAUAAAUGUCUGACAAGUUCUUACAUGAAAUUGUCCCCUGGUUUUCAUGAGAAAUAUGAAAUAAAUUUAUUAUGCAUCCUUCCUUUAUACUAUUCCAAUAUCAUAUGUUUAGUCUGAUAUUGAAAGUGAUUAUAUUCAUCUUAUUACAGUGGAGCAGUUACAGAUGUGAUACCUUUCAUUCCGUUAACCACCUUGAAACAUUUCCAGGAAGAUGGAGCAAGAAUGUACAUUUUUGUAAAGUGUUGAUUUUGUACAUGGAAAAAAUGAAUUGAUUUUGUACAUGAAAAAAAAAAAGUGUUUUUAUUGUGUAUAAUCUGUUUUGUUUUUUUCUCCAAGUUAUAACUUUUAUUUCUUGGACCUUCCAUGGGGUGGGGCAAGUCAAUAUUUUUUUUGACAAUUUUAGAUGAUUUGUCUCUGUUACCUUGUUCAUAUGAAAAGUUGUAUUGCUCUCAAAUUAUGGCUCGAGUAGCUCAUGAAUGGAGAAACAUGAGGGUUUGAUGAACAAAAAGGUUGAUUUUAUGGAAUUGCCCAGGACCUGUGGUAUGAAAGCUUAUUAUUAUGGCAACUUAAUCAUUAAAAAUACCAUAAAACCUUAUUUUUCAUUGUCUGCUUGGCCCUGCAACCGUGGUACGGUAGUUCUCAAAAUGGCAAGGCUUUCAUAUUAAAAUUUAUUGCUUUCAGAAUAAUGGUUGCACUUUUUUACCUUUUCCAAGCUUUAUAUAUACAUUAAUUCCUUGAUUUAUUUUACUCUUUCUUUUUUAUUCAACCUCUGGGUCCUUCAAGCACUGGCAUACAGACGGGGGAGUCACAACUAAGAAAAAAGGGAAAGGAAAAAAGUUGAAAUAUAUUUUUUUCUGGAUAGUGUCACAAUUUAUCAGACAAUUUGUAUGUCAAUUUUUUUUGCUCGCUCACAACUUUUAUAGAAAUUUUGCCCCAUAUGCUAUGUCAGCCCCCCUCAAAAUAAAUUUUUGAUUUAUUA
Molecule: messenger RNA, 5066 nt
Organism: Lytechinus pictus (painted urchin)
Lineage: Eukaryota; Metazoa; Echinodermata; Echinoidea; Temnopleuroida; Toxopneustidae
Product: origin recognition complex subunit 3-like
Exons: 18
Coding region: 27-2282 (751 amino acids)
Biological process (GO): DNA replication; DNA replication initiation
Cellular component (GO): nuclear origin of replication recognition complex; DNA replication preinitiation complex; nuclear pre-replicative complex
Molecular function (GO): DNA replication origin binding
Source: RefSeq, a predicted model, not a curated record